Rotaria socialis is the source of this 735-nucleotide messenger RNA. The record is from the annotation of a GenBank genome assembly. NCBI's taxonomy places the organism in Eukaryota, Metazoa, Rotifera, Eurotatoria, Philodinida, Philodinidae.
AUGGCUGCAAGUAACAGUAUGAGCAACAGUCGAGUUGCAUUAAUCACAGGCGGAACUAAAGGUAUUGGCUUUGAAGUAGCACGUCUAUUAGCAGAACGAGGUAUUGAAGUACUAAUUGGUUCUCGUGAUGAAACCAAAGGUGAAAUAGCUGCUGAAAAAUUAGCAUCUCAAAAUCUUCCAGUUACUUAUGUACUUAUUGAUGUUACCAAUCAAGGAAACAUUGAUUUGGCUGUGACAGAAGUAGAAAAUUCAUAUGGUCGUCUAGAUAUUCUUAUUAAUAAUAGCAGUAUCUAUUUACCAGAACCACGGCCAAUUGAAUUACCAUUAGAUAUAAUUCGACUUAAUUUUGAAGUUAAUUUUUUUGGUGCAUUUUCUGUAACAAAAGCUUUUAUGCCGUUACUGCGACAAUCACCAGCAGGACGUAUUGUUAACAUUUCAAAUGAUCUUGGUUCAUUUUACGUUCACGAAACAAGCCGACAACCUCAAUUUCAUUGUGCUUACAGUGCUUCAAAAGCGUCACUUCAUAUGUUAACACUUCAAUUGGCAAACGAUUUAAAAGGAACACGAAUUAAAGUUAAUGCGUGCGCACCUGGCUCAAUACCUACUGAUUUAACAACAUAUCAUGAACAUGCCAUUGCAGUUGCUACAAAACCAAUUAUUUACUUAGCUACAUUAUCGGAUGAUGGACCAACAGGAAAAUUUUUCGGGCAACAUUGUGAACAAGGAAAAUGGUAG